Messenger RNA from Caenorhabditis elegans, 446 nucleotides. It is a transcript of the gene flp-24, whose product is annotated as VPSAGDMMVRF-amide. The transcript has 2 exons. Lineage: Eukaryota; Metazoa; Nematoda; Chromadorea; Rhabditida; Rhabditidae. The coding region runs from base 38 to 247 and encodes 69 amino acids. Gene Ontology annotation, cellular component: extracellular region. The record is from RefSeq and is marked reviewed.
AAAACUUGCCUCCUCCAAAUUUUCAACUAUCUUGAAAAUGUUGUCGUCGCGCACAUCGUCCAUCAUCUUGAUCCUUGCAAUCCUCGUCGCCAUUAUGGCCGUCGCCCAGUGCAGGAACAUCCAAUAUGACGUUGAAGAAAUGACACCAGAAGCCGCAUUCCGUUAUGCUCAAUGGGGAGAGAUUCCACACAAACGUGUCCCAUCGGCCGGUGAUAUGAUGGUUCGAUUUGGAAAAAGAAGCAUCUGAUAAUAUACCAUCUACCGGACUUCUUAUUUCAUCACACAAAACUUGAUAGCUUUUUACCUUGGACUUCUACUCUAUUUCCACCCCAAAAAUGUUGAAAAAUUUAUUUUCUCUCUUUUUUCUUUGGUAUUUUGUUCUGAGAGUUAUCUUUCAAAUGAUGCGCGACAAAUAAAUAACAGAAAUAAACCGUUUUGUGUGUGUU